Molecule: messenger RNA, 2031 nt
Organism: Aspergillus campestris IBT 28561
Lineage: Eukaryota; Fungi; Ascomycota; Eurotiomycetes; Eurotiales; Aspergillaceae
Product: DHHC family palmitoyltransferase
Exons: 2
Coding region: 242-1843 (533 amino acids)
Biological process (GO): protein targeting to membrane; peptidyl-L-cysteine S-palmitoylation
Cellular component (GO): Golgi apparatus; endoplasmic reticulum
Molecular function (GO): protein-cysteine S-palmitoyltransferase activity
Source: RefSeq, a predicted model, not a curated record
UCUACGUCUCCUUUGUCCUUGCCGUCAAGUCGUUUGUGUUUACUCCUCUUUGUCGCUGUCUUCUUUGGGUUCGUUCGAUCUUCGUGUCUUGGUUUCCGACCUCUUGUGGCAACUUCCCUCUCCGGUUCCGUUCGUUGUCGUCGUAUGUGCCUGAUCGCCAUGAUAUAAGCUCUGCUGCAACCCUUUGCGGACAAACCUCUCAGCCUUCCAACGGCAUACCCAACCUCCGAGUAUCUAUACUAUGGCGACCCUGGCUGCAUCACCGCCGUCGUCGCCCUCCUGGCCGAAGCGGCGGCCCCGGGCAUGGGCGCUGCGAUGCGAGCGCUACUGCUGUGCGGCGGCGUCCAUGUUCCCGCUGGCAUUUGUCUACGGCCUGACAAGCUGGGCGGCGUAUGUGGAAAUCAGCAUCGGGCUGCGGCAUACGCAAAGCCCGUGGAUUGGCCUCCCGACUUCCUUCCUCGGACUGGUCCUCUAUAUCUGUCUCAACGCCUCAUAUACCGCUGCUGUGUUCACGGACCCCGGAUCUCCGAUGUCGAGUAGCUCCCGUGGGCAGCAUCAGUAUAGCGCUCUCCCCGUUACCGAACUCCCCGAGUACACCUCGUUCACCGUCAGCUCGACCGGCACGUCUCGAUACUGCAAGAAGUGUCAGUUGCCCAAGCCGGAUCGGGCGCACCACUGUUCCACCUGUAAACGGUGUGUGCUGAAGAUGGACCACCACUGCCCCUGGCUGGCAACGUGUGUCGGUCUGUACAAUUACAAGGCAUUCCUACUAUUUCUCAUCUAUACGUCGCUCUUUUGCUGGUUGGAUUUCGCGGUUGCCGCGGUGUGGAUAUGGACCGAGGUUUUCGAUGAGACCCGCUACAUGGAAACGAUGUUGCCGGUGAACGUGGUCUUACUGGCGGUGCUUGGGGGGAUCGUCGGGCUGGUGCUGUCUGGGUUCACGCUGUGGCACGUCAGCCUUGCCGUCCGCAAUCUGACGACCAUCGAAUGCUUGGAAAAGACGCGCUACGUCUCCCCGUUGCGGCACGCGCUGGAUCGUCAGCGGUACGACAACAUCCUGGGCAGUCAGUCCGGCGAGGGCACCAACGGCAAUGCGGAUACCCUUGGGCAUCGACUCCAGGGCUACGGCAACCAGAUCCUCGAUGCGCACGCGAACGCGAUCCCGGGGGUCACGCGGCCGGAGGAGGGCGAGGAGCGGGUGCCUCCGGUCGGGGGGCAGCCACCGGCGGGCCCGGAUGACCGCACCCCCGCCCAACAGGCCCUCACUCGAUCAUACGCGGAGCUCGAACGGCAGCGGGAACAGGACCGAUAUCAGGCCUAUCUGAGCGAGGAAGAGAACGAGAAGUUGCCCAACGCGUUCGACCACGGGUGGCGGAACAACCUGCUUCAUCUCUUCGGUGACCGGCCUCUGCUAUGGCCGGUCCCCGUCUGUACGACGACCGGGGAUGGCUGGCGCUGGGAGCCAGGCCCGAAGUUUGUCGAGGCGCGAGAGAACCUUCGCCACCGCCGGGAACAGGAGGCGGCGGACCAGCAGCAAUACUACCGCGAUCUGUACCAGCGGAAUCUAAGCAACGGCCAGCCCUGGACGGGCGGAGAGCCCGCAUCACCCCGAUGGACGCCCAGUCAGCCCCUGGAGAGCUUCCGCGACCCGGAGCGGCCGCCAACGGGCGUCUCGAUGAAGACGCUGGCGCCGAUGUCACCGCGUCCUCGGCCGGGCGAUAGUGAUUUCGAAGGCAGUCUCGACGAGAACGGCGAUCUGCUUCAUAAUCGAGAUGGUGCCGUUGGUCGGUCUGCGUCUACGAGUCGAACUCGAACUGAGAAUGAGUGGCGGGACUGGGAUUAGAGUUUUUCUCUUUCCUUUAUUCUGCCUUUUUAUUUUUUUAUUUUUUCUAUGUUUAUUCUUUCUAGCGAUUCCGUGAUCGGGUACAUACAUGUAAUUCAUAUGGUGGAUUCUCAACGUACAUGAAAUCAUUCCCAGGCACAUGAAUCAUACACUUGCGCUUAAUCUGUACAAUAAUGGAUUGUAUGUUU